GCCCAGGGGACCCGCGGCCGGCGGCCGCCGCAGCGCCAGCAGCAUGUGGAGCCCGACCGAGGAGGAGAAAUACGGAGUGGUGAUAUGCAGCUUCCGAGGAGCUGUGCCGCAAGGCUUGGUCCUGGAGCUAGGUGAGACCGUGCAGAUCCUGGAGAAAUGUGAAGGGUGGUACAGAGGUGUUUCCAUUAAGAAGCCCAAUGUGAAGGGGAUUUUUCCUGCAAACUAUAUUCACUUGAAAAAGGCAAUUGUCAGUAACAGAGGGCAAUAUGAAACAGUUGUUCCACUUGAAGAUUCUGUUGUGACGGAGGUCACAGCAACACUGCAGGAAUGGGCUGUGCUCUGGAAACAGCUGUAUGUGAAACAUAAGGUAGAUCUUUUCUACAAACUGCGCCAUGUGAUGAAUGAACUCAUUGACCUACGCAGACAGCUGCUGUCAGGUCACUUGACGCAGGAUCAGGUGCGAGAGGUCAAGAGGCACCUCACAGUGAGGCUGGACUGGGGCAAUGAACAUUUGGGCCUCGAUUUAGUUCCUCGAAAGGACUUCGAAGUUGUGGAUUCUGAUCAGAUCAGUGUGUCAGAUCUUUACAAAAUGCAUUUGUCAAGUAGACACAGUGUCCAGCAGAGCACAUCACAGGUGGAUACAAUUCGUCAGCGUCACGGAGAUGCUUGCCGUAUGCCAGUGCCUCAUCACUUCUUCCUCAGUCUGAAGAGCUUCACCUACAAUACAAUUGGAGAAGACACUGAUGUCUUUUUUUCUUUAUAUGAUGUUCGAGAAGGCAAGCAGAUCAGUGAGAGAUUUAUGGUGAGGUUAAACAAGAACGGAGGCCCCAGGAAUCCAGAGAAGAUAGAUCGAAUGUGUGCACUUUUCACAGAUCUCAGCAGCAAGGACAUGAAGAGAGAUUUGUACAUAGUUGCCCAUGUCAUUCGAAUAGGUCGCAUGUUGCUAAAUGACUCAAAAAAAGGGCCCCCACAUUUACACUAUCGCCGCCCCUAUGGCUGCGCAGUGUUGAGCAUCAUGGAUGUACUUCAGUCAAUCUCUGAGAUAAAAGAAGAAAAGGAUUUUGUUCUCAAAGUUUACACGUGUAACAACGAAAAUGAAUGGUGUCAGAUCCAUGAAAACAUCAUUCGCAAGUCCAGCACCAAAUACACAGCACCCAGCUCCAACUACGGACUUAUAAUAUCUCUUCAGCUUCUUCGUGGUGACAUGGAGCAGGUUCGGAGGGAAAACCCCAUGAUCUUUAACAGAGGGGUUUCUGUUACCAGAAAGCUGGGUUUCCCCGAUGUCAUAAUGCCAGAGAUGAAGAUAGUUGGGUGUGAUAUUCGCAAUGACUUAUACCUGACAUUAGAAAAAGGAGACUUUGAAAGAGGUGGGAAAAGCGUGCAGAAGAACAUUGAGGUGACCAUGUAUGUUCUGUAUGCAGAUGGAGAAAUCCUGAAGGACUGCAUCAGCCUGGGCUCAGGAGAGCCAAGCAGGAGCGCCUACCACUCUUUUGUCCUUUACCACAAUAACAGCCCUCGAUGGGGGGAAAUCAUCAAGCUGCCCAUCCCCAUUGACAGGUUUCGUGGGUCUCACCUCCGCUUUGAGUUCAGACAUUGCUCCACAAAAGACAAGGGAGAAAAGAAGCUCUUUGGGUUUGCAUUCACUCCACUGAUGAGAGAUGAUGGCACUACCUUGUCGGAUGAUAUCCAUGAGCUUUAUGUCUAUAAGUGUGAUGAGAACAGCACGUUUAAUAACCACGCGCUCUACCUGGGGCUGCCCUGCUGCAAAGAGGACUACAACGGCUGCCCCAAUAUUCCUUCCAGUCUCAUUUUCCAGCGCAGCACCAAAGAGUCCUUUUCAGUCUCCACACAGCUUUCUUCUACCAAACUGACCCAGAACGUGGAUUUGCUUGCCCUACUGAAAUGGAAAGCUUACCCCGAUCGUGUGAUGGAUAUUCUAGGAAGACUGAGGCAUGUCAGUGGUGAAGAAAUUGUUAAGUUCCUUCAAGACAUUCUGGACACACUGUUUGUAGUUUUGGAUGACAACACCGAGAAGUAUGGCUUGCUGGUCUUUCAGUCUUUGGUGUUCAUCAUAAACCUGCUGCGUGACAGCAAGUAUUUUCAUUUUCGACCUGUGAUGGACACUUACAUUCAGAAGCACUUUGCAGGAGCUCUGGCUUAUAAAGAAUUGAUCCGAUGUUUGAAGUGGUACAUGGACCGUUCAGCUGAGCUUGUACGCCAAGACCACAUCCAGGAAGCAAUGAGAGCCUUGGAAUAUCUUUUCAAGUUCAUUGUCCAAUCUCGGAUCCUUUACUCCAGAGCUACUUGUGGAAUGGAGGAGGAGCAGUUCCGCUCCAGCAUCCAAGAGCUUUUCCAGUCCAUCAGAUUUGUGCUCAGCUUGGACAGCAGGAGUUCGGAGACUCUCAUCUUCACACAGGAAAUCUCAGAGAUGGAUCACCUAGAACAUCCUGGUAAUGCGAAGGCUGCUUUGCUGAACUCCUUCCCCGCUAUCUUCGAUGAGCUGUUGCAGAUGUUCACUGUGCAGGAAGUAGCAGAGUUUGUGAGGGGCACUCUGGGCAGCAUGCCCAGUACUGUGCACAUCGGGCAGUCAAUGGACGUUGUUAAGCUCCAGUCCAUUGCACGCACUGUGGACAGCCGCCUGUUCUCCUUCUCAGAGUCCCGACGCAUCCUGCUUCCUGUGGUUCUUCACCACAUUCACCUUCACCUACGACAGCAGAAGGAGCUACUCAUCUGCUCUGGGAUUCUGAGUAGUAUCUUCUCCAUAAUCAAGACCAGCUCUUUGGAGGGAGAUGUCGUGGAGGAGGUUGAGAUGAUGGUGGAAAGCCUCCUGGAUGUUCUUUUACAAACUCUGCUAACAAUCAUGAGUAAAUCGCAGUCUCAGGAGGCGGUAAGAGGGCAGCGUUGCCCGCAGUGCACAGCAGAAAUCACUGGAGAAUACGUGUCCUGUCUUUUAUCUUUGCUUCGUCAGAUGUCAGACACUCAUUUCCAGCACUUACUGGACAACUUCCAAAGCAAGGAUGAACUAAAGGAGUUCCUCCUGAAGAUUUUCUGUGUAUUUCGGAACCUUAUGAAAAUGAGUGUCUUUCCUCGAGACUGGAUGGUGAUGAGGUUGCUCACCAGCAAUAUCAUAGUUACAACAGUUCAGUACCUGUCUUCUGCACUGCACAAGAACUUCACAGAAACGGACUUUGACUUUAAAGUGUGGAACUCCUAUUUCAGCCUGGCAGUGCUGUUCAUAAACCAGCCAAGCCUCCAACUAGAAAGUGCCACACCAGCUAAGAGAAAGAAGAUACUGGAUAAAUACGGUGAUAUGAGAGUGAUGAUGGCGUAUGAGCUCUUCAGCAUGUGGCAGAACCUAGGGGAGCAUAAGAUACACUUUAUUCCGGGGAUGAUUGGCCCGUUUCUUGGUGUUACACUCGUCCCACAACCAGAAGUCCGGAAUAUCAUGAUUCCCAUCUUCCAUGACAUGAUGGACUGGGAGCAGAGAAAGAAUGGCAACUUCAAACAGGUGGAAGCUGAGCUGAUCGAUAAGCUGGACAGCCUGGUAUCCGAAGGAAAAGGUGAUGAGAACUACAGAGAGCUCUUCAGCCUGCUAACCCAGCUCUUUGGGCCUUAUCCCAGUUUGCUGGAGAAGAUUGAGCAGGAGACGUGGCGGGAGACUGGGAUCUCUUUUGUUACAUCGGUUACUCGCCUCAUGGAGCGCCUGCUUGACUACAGGGACUGCAUGAAAGGCGAUGAAACAGAGAACAAGAAAAUCGGUUGCACUGUUAACCUUAUGAAUUUCUAUAAAUCAGAAAUUAACAAGGAGGAGAUGUACAUCCGCUACAUCCACAAGCUGUGUGACAUGCACUUACAGGCUGAGAACUACACAGAGGCUGCAUUUACUUUGCUUUUGUACUGUGAGUUGCUUCAGUGGGAGGACAGACCUCUGAGAGAGUUCCUGCAUUACCCAUCUCAGUCAGAGUGGCAACGUAAGGAAGGUCUGUGCCGUAAGAUUAUCCAUUACUUCAACAAAGGGAAGAGCUGGGAGUUUGGAAUCCCGCUGUGCAGAGAGCUGGCCAUGCAGUACGAAAGUCUCUACGACUACCAGAGCCUCAGCUGGAUUCGGAAAAUGGAAGCCACCUAUUACGAUAACAUCAUGGAGCAGCAGCGCCUGGAACCUGAGUUCUUCAGAGUUGGAUUUUAUGGUCGAAAAUUCCCAUUCUUCCUGCGGAACAAAGAAUACGUGUGUCGGGGCCAUGACUAUGAGAGGCUGGAAGCCUUCCAGCAGAGGAUGCUGAGUGAGUUCCCACAAGCCAUUGCAAUGCAGCAUCCAAACCACCCAGAUGACUCUAUAUUACAGUGUGAUGCCCAGUAUUUACAGAUCUAUGCUGUGACUCCCAUCCCGGACAACAUCGACGUGCUGCAGAUGGACCGCGUCCCUGACCGCAUAAAGAGCUUCUACCGAGUCAACAACAUCCGCAAGUUCCGCUACGACAGGCCUUUCCACAAAGGCCCAAAGGACAAGGACAACGAGUUUAAGAGCUUGUGGAUUGAACGCACCACUCUGACCUUGACUCACAGCUUACCUGGGAUCUCUCGUUGGUUUGAAGUGGAGAGAAGAGAACUGGUUGAAGUAAGUCCUUUGGAAAAUGCCAUUCAAGUGGUUGAGAACAAAAACCAGGAGUUGAGAACGCUGAUAAGCCAGUACCAGCAUAAACAAAUGCAUGGUAACAUUAAUCUUCUCAGCAUGUGUCUGAAUGGAGUGAUUGAUGCAGCUGUGAAUGGGGGAAUUGCACGGUACCAGGAGGCCUUUUUUGAUAAAGAUUACAUCACAAAGCACCCUGGAGAUGCAGAGAAGAUCACACAGCUCAAGGAGCUCAUGCAGGAACAGGUGCAUGUCUUAGGAGUGGGGCUGGCAGUCCAUGAGAAAUUUGUCCAUCCAGAAAUGCGUCCUCUGCAUAAGAAACUGAUAGACCAGUUCCAGAUGAUGAGAUCCAGUUUGUACCAUGAGUUACCUGGUUUGGAUAAGCUGAGUCCAGCCUGUUCUGGCAGUAGUACACCUCGCAGCAAUGUUCUGGUUUCCCAUGGACCUAUGAGCCCAGAGAGCAUAAAGCUGCUUCAUCGACACAGCCCGCUGAACUUGCUUGGCUCAGUCCGACACUCGUCGUCAUCUUUGUCAUCCCACACCUCCAGCGAAACAGGGAACCUGGUUAUCCUAACAGACAGCUCUGUGGGGGAGGCUGCAGAGGAGAUGUACCACAUGCAGGCCAGCCCGUCCACCUCAAGCCUGAGCUCCACGCACUCGGCACCAUCCCAGAUGAUUAACUCUGCUCCUUCCAGUGCAAGAGUGCUGGUGAAAGGUGGUGGAUUGACAACACUGGAGGCUGAAGCCCUCUAUUUACCCACAGAACAGAUACAGCAUGGGCGGCAGCCGUGCAAGCUUCCCCACGCUGCCCCCACCAAUGUGCCUCAUCUCUGUCCUGGAGGGACCACCUCUAGAGGCUCUCCCUCUCUACCAGAUAAGUACCGCCACACUCGGGAGCUGAUGAUGUUGCUGCCAACCCACCGGGACCGGCCCAGCAGCGCCAUGUACCCCACAGCUAUCAUGGAAAACGGACAGCCUCCGAAUUUUCAGCGCGCCUUGAUGCAGCAAAUGAUUGGACCGUGCAAACCUUGCAGCGAUCCCAACCUCUCUGUGGCUGAGAAAGCUGUGCCAGCAGCGCCCAGUAGCUGGAGCCUAGACAGCGGAACCAGAGAGGCCCUGCCAUUCCUGUCUGCCCACGUUGGGAGCAUCUUGGCCCCACCAGUACCUCCCCGAAGCCUGCCCCAUGGACACUACUCGCUGCACUUUGAUGCCUUCCAUCACCAGCUCAGUGAUGCUCCUCCAGCACUGCCUGCACGAACGUUGCGCAAGUCCCCUCUUCAUCCCAUCCCUGCAUCACCCACCAGUCCGCAGUCUGGUCUAGAUGGAAGUAACUCCACUUUGUCCGGCAGCGCAAGCAGCGGCGUCUCCUCCUUGAGCGAGAGUAAUUUUGGACAUUCCUCUGAACCACCUCCUCGCACAGACACCAUGGAUUCUGUCCCCAGCCAGGCCUGGAACACUGACGAAGAUCUAGAGACACCCUACCUCCCUGUCAGGUACAGUCUCUCUGAGCCUGAUGUCCUCGAGUCGCUCAAAUCCCAGCCAUGCCGAAGCCACUCAGCUCCAUCAGGAGUCAUUCCUCAGGACACCCUGGACCCUCCUGCUCUGCCCCCCAAACCUUACCACUCCCGGCUGCCAAACAUAGAGAACGAGGAGGGAAUGAUAAUUGAAGAUGACGACAAACACCGCCAGUUGCAUCGUAAAGUGUCCCAGCCAGUGAGUGGUGGAAAGGAAGAGCAGGCCAGGGUAGCAUGGGAGCACGGCAUCAGUGAGCAGUAGGAACAACUGCUGGUAAGCAGCUUGCGUCAUCAUUCCAGGUGUGACCAGAGCGCAGAGAGCUGAGGACUCGGAGAACAGCAAGCUGACUUCUACUGCCACAGGCUUGGCUGGAGCCCGCAUACGCAAUAGGGCCAGCAAGGGAGGCUGCUGCUUUCCUUUCAAAUUUCCUUUUACACCUUUCCGUUACGUUUUUUUAACUUUCUGUGCAGUGGAUGGUUCUUCCUUCUGCAGUUUCUUAACCGCACCACAUGGCACACAAGCCAUAGAGACUUGCAGAAGCUGAAAAAUACAAUUUUAAGCGGAGGGGGAAGAAGGAGGAAAGGUGGCAAGCUGAUUUUGAAACUGCUUUCCUCCCAGCUCUGGGACACACUUGAGUAGAAGCAGUUGCACUAGGGACAUAUUUUGUUGCUGUACAGAAGUGAAAGCUCAUUGCUGAAAUCAGGGAUUUUAUGAACUGUCAGUCUGGAAGGUGCAUGAGCAGCAGGCAGUGGAAAGAUGGCAAUUCUAAGAAGAUAUUGGCUCUUUUGAGAGCAGGAUUGUACAUAUCUGUGCAGUGAUCUCCCUGCAUUGGUUCAUAGGUGCUGAGGCAAUCUAACCAGUGCUGAUGCACUGAUUUCCAAGAUACCAUUUCCAACAAACUCUGCCUCCUUUGUUUUUUAUGUACUGUUUGAUUUCUUAAAUUUUGCUUUCACUGGCUAAACCAACCUGCUUUCUCAUUGGAGUCAUGCUGUUCAUCUGUGCUACAGGAUGAGGGGGAGGUUAGUAGCCACUGGAGCUGUGACCUGAUUGUAGGCCUUUCCCAUGCCCAGCGUCGGGCAGGCUGUCGACACCAGCAUUUCUAUUCCAGUUAAAAGAAAAUAAAAAGUUUUCCAUGCCACAGCUGGUUGAUGACUCACCAGUAAAGAAAAAGUGGCAUAAAUGCAUAAUAUCCACCACUCCUUGCCUCAGGGCUGAACAUCACAAUUCUCACCCGUUUCCAUCGCCCAGGAGCUGAGAUCCAUUACCCAAAACCAUCAUUCCUCAGCCUCCCUCCAAAAGUCACUGCAGCUGGUGUGCAGGAUGUCCAUCUCCAUCUAAGCAGAUGCAAGAAAUGCCCAGUGUAGUGUGCACUCUAGAGUCAGGAAUCUUAAAGGCAACCUGUAAAGAAGGAACAUUUAUUUCCUCUUUUGCUUCUUUAGGAUGUAUGAAGAAGUUGUGAGAGCUUCUCCUUCUCCCCUUUUGAAGGUUUUGGUUCUUUUUUCCUCACGUGGCAAUGCAGCCUUCCCCCUGCCUUUUUUUUUUUUUUUUUUUUUAUGGUCAGGCUCCAGAAAGGGAUGAAGAAUUCAGUGCAGGUGGGAGAUUUAGAAAAAAAGCAAAGAAAACAAACAAACAAAAACAAGAAACAGAACUAUGCAGAAGCGGAGUCAGUACAAACGUGUGUGAAACAAACCUUUUAAUCAGUAUUUGCUUAGUUGAGUUGCAUUAAAAGACAGGAAAAAGUUCUGUGGUAAGAGGCAAGACCUGUGGUGUGAAAAGAACUAGAAGAAAUCUUCUAUUUUCAUAUUUUCAUAUUUUUCAAGAAACUUUGGAUCAAAAAAGCAGGUAUCUAGUGUUUUUAGAUAAGUAAGUAAUGCUCUUUCCUGCUGCCGUGCCUGCACACAUUUUGGCCUUUCCUUACAUUCAUUUCCACCUGCAGACUGCAAAGCACACUCCAGAAGAUGGUAAGUUACCACUGAAAAACCUGAAGCACAUUCAGACAAAAGACUUUCCUCCACCACGUAAAUUAGUGUCAGAAAUAGGAAUCCCCUAGUCACUCAGUUUCUCCUUCUACAAACAGCAUAAAGAAGCAAAAAAGGAUACGCCUCUGUUACAGGUCACCUUAAGCACUACCUCUAAAUACAGUGACUGGGCGGAGUACAUUGCUUCUGAACUCUCCUAAAGAUGGUCUGUCUGUACAAAGUCUGGGCUCAGUCAGCUGUCAUACGAAGGGGAUUUUAAGAGGAUUUCUUUCUUUUCUUUCUCAAGCUCUAGCCCAUACAAAAGUAAUAAAUUAUGGUUUUGUUUCUUAAGUGGCCCAUUUGGCUGGAACAAAGUCUCUUGUGCUUCCUCUAUUUUGUCACUAACAUAGGCUGCUUGUAAUCCCUACAACCAUCACAAUUAAGAAGAGAAUGAUAUUAAAUCCGGCAUACGGUGGAUGUUUCAUCUCUAGCAGGAGUGAGAGUUUUCCAGUAGUAGAACCGCCCUAACUGUUAAUGAACCAAGCUGGGUCUCUGGUAUAGCACACAGAUACGAAAGCUCAUUCAGAGUUAUGUUUUCAAUGAAGGUAAGUCAAGGUAAUUCCUUAGAAGUGAGUGAAAUAUUUUCAUGUUAUUCUUAGAAAUUUUUAAGAGAAUUAAGUACUCAAUUCCAUCUCCCUGACCAUGUUUGGUUUUGGUUGGUUUUUGGGGGGUUUUUUUAGUGGGAAGGUUGAAAGUAGUACAUGUACUGAUAUACUGAACUUCCUCGUUGUAUUAAAAAAAAAAAAAGCACCAAAAAACCAGCAGGUCCUGCAAAUAAAACUGCAAAAGCAGGAAUGCAAUUAACAUGGGGCAAAGUCUCAUUCAGCUGGAAGACCUGCCCUGGAGCUCCCAUCAGUCUCUCACAGUGCACCACCUCGCUCUGAUUAGAAGGGCUGUACAACAGCAGUCUGACCAUUCUGAGUGUCUGUCAUAACUAUGUAUUUGCAGGGGGGUUGAAGAUAAUGGAAUGGUGUAUACAGAUACCCAAUUUAUGGCAGGUGCACACAAAGGAGGAUGGAAUAAAUUACUGAAUUCACUAAAUUUGAGCCUCUGUGGAGUUAAAUUUCUGUUGUUCUGAUGCCUACUACACGUUCUGUCACCCUUUUCAGUGCUUAACUUAAAGGGUGCAGAAGAUAGACUGCUGUUAGGUUUUGUGAAUGCUGGAACAAGUACUUCAUGGAACUAAUACUUCUCUGGAGGGUGGGGUGGCUUUCUAGCACAGUGCAACUCCAUCAGCAAACUCAGUCCUGGAGCAGGGGGAAGCAACAGCAGUUGUUGCACUGGUGCAACAGGAUUUGAAGAUUCUUUGUAUAAACCACAGUGACGGGAUGUUUUGAACAGGACCCGUUUGUUCUGCACUUAACUCUGAUUCAGAUGUAAUGCAUCCUUGCCUUCCUUGGGUUUUCGUUGCGUAACAGAAUAGCAUGUGCAUUCCUGAAACAAUUGGUGGAAUUCUGCAGCACAUCUCUCCAUCAUGAGCGUACCUGCCGGCCCCAUCUGAAACAAAAAUGAGAAGAAACUACAGUAAUAGAAGAAAAGCAGUUAGAAUUGUUGUCUGGAUCCUACACAUUUUUUCAAUGGCUGGGUUGGUUUUAUUGCUGUGUGCAAAACUACGAUUCUUAUCCAUCCUUUCCUUCAUUUACUUUUUAGCCUGCUUACCAUUUUUCAGGUAAGGGAUAUCCUGUAUCCCUGUUGUGGGAGAAACAGCCAAAACCGGGGAGGCUGGAGAGAGCAAAAGCCUUUGGGAAACAAAUUAAGUGAUAUUUAAAAUUUCCUCUAUUCAUGCUUCUUUGUAAAUACCCCCAUUUGAAUGCUGUGUAUUUGUACAGGAAAUUGAGCAAAAAAUGUAUAGAUUGUGACGUCCGACUGGUAUUCUGCCCUGUAAAUGUGUUUUUAACCUCUGGCAUUCUGUGCUUAUUUAAAAAAGGCAAAAACCUCUAACCACUUCUCUUUUGUGUAUUCAUGUUUAAAAUAAAAUCAGAACAGCUAUCUUAUCUAUAAUGGAAAUCAAAUUGAAAAGGAAAAAAAUAAUUUGUACAAGUGUCCUAAAGGUACUUCAUUGUAUAUAUUGUGAUAGCAUGUUUCCAGAAUCAACAAAUAAGUGGUGUGAAUUUUAGAUGUAAAUAUCUGCUGUUUGUUUUGGGUUUCUUUCCCUUACCCAUUCACUCGACUGCUGUGAUGUGAAAUUAAAGAUUAAUACCUGAUAUUAAA
Gallus gallus (chicken) is the source of this 10371-nucleotide messenger RNA. It is a transcript of the gene DOCK3, whose product is annotated as dedicator of cytokinesis 3. Gene Ontology annotation, biological process: small GTPase-mediated signal transduction. Bases 44 to 6403 code for a protein of 2119 amino acids. Gene Ontology annotation, molecular function: guanyl-nucleotide exchange factor activity; GTPase activator activity; small GTPase binding. The transcript has 57 exons. Lineage: Eukaryota; Metazoa; Chordata; Aves; Galliformes; Phasianidae. Gene Ontology annotation, cellular component: plasma membrane; cytoplasm. The record is from RefSeq and is a predicted model, not a curated record.